Messenger RNA from Belonocnema kinseyi, 3011 nucleotides. Its product is annotated as MATH and LRR domain-containing protein PFE0570w-like. Bases 288 to 2912 code for a protein of 874 amino acids. The record is from RefSeq and is a predicted model, not a curated record. The transcript is spliced from 3 exons. Lineage: Eukaryota; Metazoa; Arthropoda; Insecta; Hymenoptera; Cynipidae.
AGUUCAGAGAUCGCUAUGGUGAUUUGGCAGAGAGGGAUGGAAGCCGAGAGUGCUCAUCAAUACACGUUUCCAGUGAAGUUGAAGGGUAUACAAAAUAUAUUAGAAAUCCCUCAAAUUCAUUAGCUGAUAAGAUUUCGGCUUUGGAUGAACAAUUCAUUUUUCCUUGAAGCUUUGUCAACUAUUUAAUCAGAUGUUUCGUGCUCAUCAUUAAGCAAGCAAUGUCUCUAAUUUAUUCGAAUCCCUGACAUCAGAGAGAUAUCACAGAGAGUAAAAUUACAUUCUCAACAAUGCCUGGCUGUGCCGCUAUUGGAUGUAAUAAUCGUAGCGAAAAGGGUUACACUAUGAAGUGUUUCCCUCGCGACCCGAUUUUGCGACAAAUAUGGAAAGAUCGCGUCGGCAGGGCGGAUUGGGAACCUUCCAACAAUUCUUUCCUCUGUCACUCGCACUUUGCAGCCAACCAAUGGAUGGUUACACAGUGUGGUAGACUUAAAUUAAGAAAGGGGGCGUUACCAUCCAUAUUUAGGGUGGUAACUAACCGCAAAUCGCCAAAUAAACGCAGAAGAUUAUGCGCCGAUGGGGAGAGUGAAGAUGACGAAUGUGGAAUAGAAAUCUUGGACGAUGAUGAUGAUGAUGAUGAGGAUGAUGAUGAGCAAGAUAACUUUGUCUACAUGGAAUCGCCCGGAGAAGUCCAAGACUUUGAAGAUGAAUCUGUCGUCUACCUCGAUUCCCAAAACUCGUCAAUUUUACAGAACAUAACGGGAAAGGAAGGACUCUCUGCAAAUAAUGUGUACCAAAUUAUCACAACCGGACCUCUUAGCAACCUGCAGCAUGAAAAUGUAAUCAUGAUAUCCGACGAAAACGACCAAGAGAUUGGAUCAUUCAUUAAUGAUGGUAACAACUACAUCAUAAUAAAUAACGAGAAUGAAGACACUACGAAUCAUCUUCAACCUAUUGAAAUCUUAACCAAUCAGAUGCCAAUAAAUUCUAGAAUAAAAGUUGAAGUCAAGGAUGAGAUGGAUGAUCGUGCUACGACCGACGAUAUUUACAAUGAAGUCGAAAGCAACAUGGAACGAAUUUAUGAGGGAAUCAACUCUGACGAUGAGUCCUCGAAACAAAAAAAAUCAACCUUGAGGGUGUAUAAAAAUAAAUCGCUAGGUAAGAUUCGAAAAAUGGAGAACACGAAAGAAUUGAACAGUGAAUCCAGCUGGCAAAAGAAUGAUGCUAUUUUAAAUGGUCAGCUGAUCCCGAAUGAUACGAUAGCUUGUUUGGAGAACAGCGAUGAUAACAGCAAAUCGUCUCUUAUCAAUCCUAGUUUUAAAAAUGGAGAUUUCUUGAUAGAAGAUACAGACGAGGAUGUUCUAGGCGCUAAAAAUACCGAUCAAGUCUCAGAUUUGAAAGCUGCAUUACAGCGCAAGAAGAAGGUUAGAGAAGAUACUAUGAAGUCGAUCGAGAGGAUUAUUUCUGAUAAUGGAUCAUUCAACAAGAGUCCAAGUGGUUCAGAGAGCGAUUUUUCAGAUGCCAACUCGAAUAGUUUAAAUCAGGGAAAAGAAAAUCUCAGCUCGAAACGAUCCUUGGAUUGCAGUUUAGAAGAAAAUCAGAAUCAGCGCCAAGAUUACGGAGAUUCUUGCAUCACCUCAAUUGUGAGAGUAGAAAGUAGCUUACCAAAAAUUAUCAAAACAGAGAGAAUGAGUGAUGCUGGCACGGAGGACAUUCAUUCGGACGAUCUGGGGAAAUACAGUAAUAAAUUAGAAUUGAAGCAAGAAAGAAUGGCAUUAUCCUCGGAAUCUGAUUUGAUUGAAGUUGACUUUCAAGAUGAAAAUCAGGUAGGAGCGCAAGAUCAUCAUGAGAAUCAAGAUCGAGAAUAUCAAGAUGAUGAGAUUCAAGAAAUUCCUCAAGAUGAGGUUAAUUGUCAAGGUACUUCUAAACGUGGUAUAAAAAGAACUCGAUUAUCCGAUGAUGACUGCAGUGUCAUUUCGACGGACAUCUAUCGUGAUUUGAAGCUGAAGGUCGAGCAACAAGAAGGAGUCAUUUCACAACUGACCGAGCACCUAUCUGCCUACAAAGGAAUGGAAAUGAAGGUGACUGAAGUGAGCGAUGCACUGAAAGUGAAGAAUCGAGAAAUCUCGAUUCUAUCGGCGAAGUUAAAUCGGAAAGAAAGUACACAAGGGCGUGGCAGACGAAAUGUUGUCACGAUGCAGGAAUUAAUUAAAGACUUGACGAACAAAGUUAAGGCUGUUGAGGAUGUUAACCGGAGGUUGUCGCGUUCAUUGUCAGUGGAGCAUCAGAACAAGAAAAAUUUAGAGUAUCAGGUGAGGAACAGAGAGAGGGCGAUAAAGGAAUUGAACUGGAAAGUGGGCAAAGCGUCGAAAUUGCUCGAGCGAGCUGAAAGAAACGCGACAACUUAUAAGAGGAGGAUGAACAAUAUGCGAGCACUUGUAAGACGGAGACACUUUCAGCUCGAGGAUGAGCGACAAACGCCAUUUGAUAUUUUGUUCUCGGAUUACGCGAGACACGAAUUUACGGCGGAGUCUUUGACAAUGGCGCUGGAAAUUAGAAGAGUGUGUGGUAGUGAUGGAUACGAGAAAUUGUUAGAGUUUAAUUUUCCUUUGCCGUCUCAAAGAACUCUGCGAAGGAAGCACCAAAAGGAUUCGGUUUUCACGAACGGAUCUAACGAGACGACAGAUUCGUUAGAUAUUAGCAUUGUGGAGGCGAAAAAUGUAGACAAAAGUAAUUUUAAAACUGUUCCGUGUGGUAUUUAUGAAAAGAAUUCGCGAGAUUCGAGUGUUACCGUGACCGGAACUGUACAAGAUAUUUUCAAUGAAAAUGAUAGCGAACAAAUAAAUGAAAAUGAGGUGUAUAGUGAAAACGAAUUGAUAGAGCACCUAUUCAAAUUUACGAAUGGAUCAUUAUAGGGAUCUGAGGUGAUUUCUAGCUUUGUAAAUAGUUCAUUACAGAUUUGUACAAAUGUCAAGACUUCUGAAUCUUUUAAAUAAAUAAUUUAAAGGAUUCAA